GCUACAUGACACAAAACUUACCCAUUUCCUCAAUAUCAACCAAAUCAACAUCCAACCCUCGUUGCUGCAUUAUAAAAUCAAUUCAAUACAAACCCCCAGAAAUAAUAUUAUAUAAUGGCCGACGACAGUACGAGUAUUUCAGCAGCGACAGACACUCCUAUCGCUCCAGUUGCCAUCUUCAAAAAAAGAGGCGCAAAGGGGAAAGCCAAUAUCCGAAAACGACCAGCGACACCGCCGCCUGCCGACAGCGACAGUGACGAUUACACAUCAUCCGAAGACGAAUCGGGACAACGGGUGAAGCGACGCAAGAAGAAUACCGCUGUAGUGACAGCUUCAUCCAAGGAUAACGUAACACGAACCGACCGAAAUCACGGCGCCACCGUCUUCGAAGCCGAUCGUAGCGUGCCUAUCACAAGCACGAAUGAUGCUACAAAACAGACAAAUUGGUUUGAUGAGGACACAAACCUGCUAGGAAAGACGCGACCUCUUCCCAAAUCCAAAGAUGAAGCAGCAACCCCUUCCAUACAACCAGAUGGGACCUACAAAGGUCUAGCCAACCAGACCAAAUUCAUACAGAAAAAUCCGAAUGCUCCCAAUCGGACGGUCGGGCCUAUCAAGGCUGCCACCAACAUCAGGACCAUCACAGUCACCGACUUCGCGCCUGAUGUAUGUAAAGAUUACAAGCAGACAGGCUUCUGUGGUUUCGGGGAUAACUGCAAGUUCCUGCAUGCUCGUGAGGACUACAAACAAGGCUGGCAGCUGGAUAAGGAGUGGGAAAACGUAAACAAGGGGAAGAAAAAUCUGGGCGGGAAGGUGAUGGCCAGCGCCAAUCGCGGCGCCAAUGCCGACGAAGGUGACGUUGACGCAGCCGAAGAAGCUUUGCUAGAGAAGAUACCGUUCGCCUGUAUCAUCUGCAAGGGGCCGUAUAAAGAGCCCAUUGUGACUAGAUGUCAACACUACUUUUGCUUGCCGUGCGCAUUACAGAGGUAUAGGAAAGAUCCGAGCUGUGCUGCCUGCGGCGCGGGUACGGGAGGUGUUUUCAAUACUGCGAAGACACUGGCUAAAUUAUUAGAGAAGAAAAAGGAGCGCCAAGCGAAGAAGCGACAGAAAGCCAUUGAAGCAGGGGAAGACGUAUCUGACGAGGAAGAGGCGCCGGAGAAAUGAUUAGUUAGAGUUCCAUGACAAGAUCAAUACAAGAUACCCUUGAAGUCACUCAAAGCUAAGAUAUUGGCAAGCUAAGGCCAUAGUAUCCAAAUAGUCAAGAUAUCUAACCUGAGGCUACUACCUCUGGUAAUAGAUAUUGCCUUCAAUGUUUAAGUGGCUGAGAACCUUGGCGCUUAGCUUGGAUACUAUACAGAUGAGCAAGUAGUGCCUCAAGUACCGCCCAUCCCUUACUUCGCAGCUCAGUACUAUAUGCUAGAUAUUGAUAUACCUCUUCAAACUAAGCUAAUGCUUG
Daldinia vernicosa is the source of this 1456-nucleotide messenger RNA. RefSeq lists its product as uncharacterized. The transcript has a single exon. The record is from RefSeq and is a predicted model, not a curated record. Gene Ontology annotation, molecular function: metal ion binding. Gene Ontology annotation, biological process: snoRNA splicing. Bases 115 to 1164 code for a protein of 349 amino acids. Gene Ontology annotation, cellular component: U2-type spliceosomal complex. NCBI's taxonomy places the organism in Eukaryota, Fungi, Ascomycota, Sordariomycetes, Xylariales, Hypoxylaceae.